This is a messenger RNA of Olea europaea var. sylvestris, 924 nucleotides long. RefSeq lists its product as uncharacterized. NCBI's taxonomy places the organism in Eukaryota, Viridiplantae, Streptophyta, Magnoliopsida, Lamiales, Oleaceae. The record is from RefSeq and is a predicted model, not a curated record. The transcript has 4 exons. Bases 1 to 924 code for a protein of 307 amino acids.
AUGACUACUAGCGAAUUUUCCACUAAAGACCUUGGAUCUCUGAAUUAUUUCUUGGGCUUGGAAGCCCAUCGCACUUCUUCUGGUCUUUUUCUUAGCCAGACCAAGUAUGCUCUUGAAAUCCUACAACGUGCCCAUUUAGUUGACUCCAAACCGGUCUGCACUCCCAUGGUAGUCGCUCAACAUCUUUCCACCACAGGUCCCGAUUUUGAUGACCUACAUCUCUUUCGGUCACUUGUGGGAGCUCUCCAAUAUCUUACCAUCACUCGACCGGAUAUCACUCAUGCCGUAAGUGUCGUAAGCCAGUUCAUGCACAAGCUUUCUAUCUCUCAUUUUCUGGCAGUAAAAAGGAUACUACGAUAUAUCAAGGGAACUCUUCGAUUUGGCUUAUCCUUCACUCCAUCUUCUUCUCAGGAACUCCUUGCUUAUUCAGAUGCCGAUUGGGCUGGCUGCCCUGAUACACGUCGCUCAAUUUCUGGUUAUGCAAUCUAUUUCGGUGACACUUUAGUGUCUUGGAGCUCCAAGAAGCAGCCGAUAGUUUCACGCUCUAGCUGUGAAUCUGAAUAUAGGGCUUUAGCAAUCACAGCCUUCGAGGUUAAAUGGCUACAACAUCUCCUUCAAGAUCUUCGUGGAGAACUCAAGAUCCAAUAUGUCCCCACUCACCUACACCUUGCAGACAUAUUCACCAAGAGUCUUGGUCGACCUACCUUCAUCUUCCUACGUCCUGAGCUACGCGUCCAUGAUUUUGAUACGCUAGGCUUGCCGGGGGGGAGGGGGAUGGUUUGUAUAAUUUUGGUUUUUGAUGUUCUAAAUAUCUAUGGAUGGUUUUUAAUGUUUUGUUGUAUGUUUGAGAUUUCGAUAUCAGGCAUUUCUGGGGGCGGUGGCGUGAAUAUGGUGAUGCUUUUUGAAACUGAGAUUAUUAUCUGA